AUAUGUUAUCCCCAUCCUCGUGACCCCCCUCUCCCUCUCUCUCUCUCUCUCUUCCCAUUCCAAAACCCUUAUUAACCCCAAAAUCAAAUCCCCAUCACCGAAAUCGCCAGCCCCAUCACCGUUGUAGUUGACAUCCCCCCUCACCGACCGACCGACUAACGUCAUCGAAAGGCCCCGAUGUCGACAUCGAAGACGCCGACGUCGACUUCCCCAUGACCGACCGACUUGAGCAAUUUAUUAUAUGCAGCUGUGGACAACGGGAACCAUGGGAGAACUUUCUCCAAACUUCUUAUUUCUAGGUAACAUUGUUUGUUAGAGAGAGGUUACGACCAAUCUGGUCUCUCAUGAUCUCCUUGAUGUAAUUCUCGCUGAUUCAUAGAAGAAGGAAAAAAAAUUGUGGGGAUUAGUUGAAACUAAGCAUGCUAUUUGGUCGUCCUAAAUUACAUUCUGUCGGUGUCAUUGUUGCGGUUGCCGCUGCUGCUGCAACUGUUCGUUUCCUGUGGCUCCGCCUCCCUCGUUCCCUGUCCCGUAAAUCCUUCUCAACAAGAAACCCUCCCUCUUCUUGUGGAAGCACCACGGGUAGCUCUAUGCCAACCCUCCUUGUGUUAUGUGGCAAAUAUCUUGAGGAGAACGAACUUGCUCAUUCCCUGAAGAGCAAGUGGAUGACCCUGAAGAAUUUUGGUCAAGAAGAAAAUGAAGAGGUCAGGGUUCUUCUAUGCUCUGAAAUGGAUUCAAGUCACCAGCUGAACUUUCAGAUCCAGCUCUAUAUGAAAGCACUCUCUGCUAGCAACUUUGGACGGUUCCUCAUUUGGUCUCCACGUAUUUCCUCCACCCAGGACCUUGUCUCUCAAAAAUUUUGUGACAUUCCCAUUGGUUCAGCGUGUGUUGCUGAUGUCCAGUUCAAAGGCAGAGGUCGAGUGAAGAACGUAUGGGAUUCGCCCGUGGGCUGCCUUUUGUUCUCUUUUAGUCUUCAGAUGGAGGAUGGGCGAAAGUUGCCUCUCUUGCAGUAUGUUGCUUGUCUUGCUAUGACUGAGGCAAUCAAGGAGGCUUGUCAUGCUAAAGGACUUCCAGAACUUGAAGUUAGAAUAAAGUGGCCAAAUGAUUUAUAUCUGAAUGGGCUCAAGGUUGGUGGCAUACUUUGCACUUCAACAUACAGAUCGAAAAAGUUUGAUGUUUGUGUUGGUAUUGGCUUGAACGUAGAUAAUGAGAAGCCAACAACUUGCUUGAAUGUCGCACUACAAGAAUUAAGUUCUGUUUCACAUCAACUGACCAGGGAAGAUAUACUUGCUGCUUUUUUCAACAAAUUUGAAGAAUUUUUUGAAGUUUUCUUGAAUAAAGGCUUUCAAGAUCUUGAAGAAAUGUACUACAGAACUUGGCUUCACAGUGGCCAGAAGGUUGUCAUAGAGGAGAAACAUGAUGGACAAUCUGCAGAUGUAUCAGUAACUGUUCAGGGAUUAACAUCCUCGGGGUAUUUAUUAGCUACUGAUGAGGACAAUAAGAGCUAUGAGCUUCAUCCAGAUGGUAACAGUUUUGACUUCUUCAAGGGACUCGUGAGGAGGAAGCUAGGUUGAAUAAGUUGCCAAGUUUUCUUCUUCUUAUUAUUUAUAUAUAUAUAUAUAUAUAUA
Messenger RNA from Asparagus officinalis (garden asparagus), 1625 nucleotides. RefSeq names its product biotin--protein ligase 2-like. Gene Ontology annotation, molecular function: biotin--[biotin carboxyl-carrier protein] ligase activity. Gene Ontology annotation, cellular component: cytoplasm. Lineage: Eukaryota; Viridiplantae; Streptophyta; Magnoliopsida; Asparagales; Asparagaceae. Gene Ontology annotation, biological process: protein modification process. Bases 420 to 1571 code for a protein of 383 amino acids. The record is from RefSeq and is a predicted model, not a curated record. The transcript has 10 exons.